Molecule: messenger RNA, 821 nt
Organism: Eufriesea mexicana
Lineage: Eukaryota; Metazoa; Arthropoda; Insecta; Hymenoptera; Apidae
Exons: 3
Coding region: 147-785 (212 amino acids)
Source: RefSeq, a predicted model, not a curated record
CCAGCUGAAUAAUUACGGAUACAUACGCGUGUGUAUACCGGUCAGGUGCGCGAAACCGUAACCGUAGUGGAAGCCCGGGGCAGUCCACAGUUUGGCAAGCUGAUCGAGCCGCUAUCAGUACUUCUCAGUGAUCACUGCGAUCCAGGAUGAUCGUUCUUGCGUGGUCCUUGUUCGUGCUGGUCUCAUUGCUCAUCACGACCAAUCAAGCCUUCCUCGCUGCUCCCAUAUCAGUUCACGGAGUGUCGAGUUACGAUGUCACUGGCGCUCAGAGACGAUUGGAGAGCAACGAGGUGAUUCAUAAAGCUAAUAACAACCACCAACACCUAACCGAUUCGACAACUGAUGAACGUGACGACGAACAAACCGUCUACGUAAUCGAAUUUGAGUCCGAAUCAAACGAGAAAGUAGAAACUCUACAAAACAAGGGAAAAGGCGGACCAACUGCCGACGGAAACAGUCAGAAUCCUUUGGACCCAUGGUCGAUUGUCUGGUACAUAGGUUCAUUCGGCGGCCUAGUUGCCUUUUUCCUCAUAGUCAGCUGUUCGGAAUGGUGUUGCCGUCGUGGUGGAAGACCAUUGACAGUUCCGUAUGCCCAACGAGGUGAGGUGAUCAACGGUGGACCGGUAGUAACGGAAACACCACCCCCGCCGUACCAUUUGUUCGCACCUCCUCCAUACGAUUCUGUAAACUAUGGUGAAAUCAUGGACAAAACUUCCGGUGAAAAAGUGGACAUCUAUGUGAUAUCAGUGCCGAUUCACAGACCCGUGGUACAAGUUCCAGCCUAAAAUUUCCUUAUGAUAAUCCUCGAGCAGAGGAUAUAC